This is a messenger RNA of Oryzias melastigma (Indian medaka), 2527 nucleotides long. It is a transcript of the gene rdh1, whose product is annotated as retinol dehydrogenase 1. Lineage: Eukaryota; Metazoa; Chordata; Actinopteri; Beloniformes; Adrianichthyidae. Bases 421 to 1440 code for a protein of 339 amino acids. The transcript has 6 exons. The record is from RefSeq and is a predicted model, not a curated record.
AAUGUUGACCACUCUUUCAUUUUGUCAUGCACUAAUAGAAAAACAGUGGACAACAUGCAUCACGUUUGAUUGUUUGAAAAGUUCUGUGAACCUUUUACGCUUUUAUUCUGGAAGUUUAACAAAGUUUUCUAUCCAUCGUGAUUUUUAGCAGAAUGUUUGAGUUCAGAGAAGCUCUGAAUGUUGAUCUGUGGUGAAAGGCCAAUGCAGUUGUCACAAUCAGGAGUCAUGUAAUCUUGUUGGUUCUGUUGCACAACGCCAUCCCGGUGAAACAUUUACUCCUGCUGUAUGAACCUUAUGGACUCGGAGUCUGGAGCAGCAUUAUUCCACCUGGAGCUGCAAGCUUUUGUUUGAAGAGCUUUGGGAAUUUAAUGAGUUUGAGCAGGAAAUGAGGAGGCGGCUCCACUGAAACCAGCAGUAAAUAUGGGUUCAACUGAUGGUGGAUGUGGAUGCUUUUUAGAGGUUAUCCUGUCAUAUCCAACUCUAAGUUUUAUUUUCCUCCUAACCGCCGUGGCUGCAAUCCGCCGGUACAUUCGAGAUUCCCACAAGGUCGACGGCUUCAGGGACAAGCACGUGUUCAUCACCGGCUGUGACAGCGGCUUCGGCAAUCUCCUGGCCAGACAGCUGGACAGAAAAGGCUUCCAAGUCAUUGCAGCUUGCCUCACGGAGAAAGGUGCAGCCGACCUGAGAGCAGCAGCCUCCACGAGACUGAAGACCGUCCUGCUGAACGUCACAGACAGCGAGAGCAUCAGGAAGGCGGUGGAGUUUGUGAGGGGAGAGGUCAAGGAGAGAGGUCUUUGGGGGCUGGUGAACAACGCCGGCAGGGCGACACCCAUCGGCCCAACGGACUGGAUGGAGUUAGAGGAUUUCACGAAGGUUUUGGAUGUCAACCUGAUAGGACUCAUUGAUGUGACCCUGCAGUUCAUUCCACUCCUGAAGAAGGCCAGAGGCAGAGUGGUAAACGUGGCCAGUAUACUCGGGAGACUGAACCUCGUUGGGGGAGGAUACUGCCCAUCCAAGUGGGGAGUGGAGGCCUUUUCUGACAGCCUCAGGAAAGACAUGAGUCAUUUUGGGGUCAAAGUGAGCAUCAUCGAGCCGGGUUUCUUCAAAACAGCUGUGACCAGUGUGGAUGUAAUCAACGCUGACAUGAGAAGACUGUGGACUCGCCUUCCUCAAAAUGUUAAAAACUCCUACGGAGUCACAUAUUUGGAUGACUAUAUGAAAGUGCAGGACUUCUCCAUGAGGGUUUUGUGCUGUGCCGACCUCUCAAAGGUGACCUGGUGCAUGGAGCACGCCCUAACCGCCCGCUUCCCUCGCACUCGUUACGGAGCAGGCUGGGAUGCAAAGCUUUUCUGGAUCCCGCUGUCAUACCUGCCUUCAUUUGUAGCCGACUUUGUGGUGACCACGCUCCUGCCAUCCCCUCAGGAAGCAAAAAACAACUGAAAAGCUUGUCUGACUUAGUGGUAACACUUUACAAAAGUAACAUGAAUUAAUGAACAAUUAAGAAUUAAUUAAACAUUAAAUAGUUAAUUUGGGUAUCGCCAAUAAUUUCCAGAAUCGAUUUUUUUCCCCUGAUUCUUUCAAUCCACUUUAUUUGAUUCGAUUCAAUUUAAUUUUGAGUUUAAGUGAGAAAACCUUCUUAAUUUAAGAGAAAAACACAGUAAAGUAUUACUGACUUGGUUUAUCUGUUAGAAAUGCUCACCAGUGUACAAUAAAACACAUUUCAGGGGGGAAAAAUGUGCCAAAACUGUGUUACAAAAUAGGAAAUUUAUUCAUUUGUGUUUCAGCAGCAGAAAAUUUCUCUCAUUAUUCCAAGUUUUAUGUCUUCAUGAUACAAAAAAAAAAAAAAACCUGUGAAGAAAACAGGAACUUCUCAUUUUUUUUAAACAUUUGCAUCCUCAAGUCAUAUGAACGCCUUCAGGAUAACACAGCAGUGUACAAGCUAACGUUAAAAACAAUCAGGUUGAUUUGAGUUCAGCUAAGUGUGAUUAAGUACAAUAAGUUAUUCUUUGCACACGUAUGCAAGCUAAAUCUUAAUCUGCAAAUGAAACUGAACCGACAUGAGUUGUAGACCAAUUUCUCUUUGUUGUGCUUUUAAUUUACCAGCCCUGAAAAUUGAAAACAUGCAAGAAGUAAAUACAUCUCCAGCUUUGUUUGGUAAGAAUAACUCAACAUUCAUUAUUUCUCUGAUAACCUCUGAUCAUAUAAGUACUGUACAUUCUGAAUGUAACCAUAGUUGUUAUGCUUUGCUUAUAUUGAUCUACCUGCUACCUAUUUUUGAGAUAUUUCCGUCAAAAUCUCACUGUUCAAAUUUACAAAUAUACAACAUAUUAACAGUUCUAUCAGCAGCUUCAGUGCAAAGAUAUACAUAUUGUACAUCGAAAUAAAGAAAAACAUCAACACAAGUAUUGGCAUAAGAAAUGUCAGAAGGCAUAGCCCCGAAAGACUUUUGUUUCAUAGAGAUGAAUCUCCCGUCCUAAAACGAUUUUUGUACACAGGCUGCAUAAAAAAAUAAAUUCUGUGCAAAGUG